Messenger RNA from Clarias gariepinus (North African catfish), 3256 nucleotides. It is a transcript of the gene fam193b, whose product is annotated as family with sequence similarity 193 member B. Lineage: Eukaryota; Metazoa; Chordata; Actinopteri; Siluriformes; Clariidae. Gene Ontology annotation, cellular component: cytoplasm; nucleus. The transcript is spliced from 10 exons. Bases 159 to 2864 code for a protein of 901 amino acids. The record is from RefSeq and is a predicted model, not a curated record.
UUGACUGUUGUCUUUUGCCUUGAGAAGAAGAUAAGCGAGAACAUUUGCGGCGCUUGGAAAAAAAGGGGGAAAAAACCCACAUUUUUUAUAAACCCCAAAUCGCUUUUCAGUUAAGCUCGUAAACCAGCGCAAGUCCGUGCCGAGGGGAAUUUAUCGAAAUGGCCAGGAAGAAGAGCAAGCAGGUCGGAGUUGGGAAUAAAGAGCAGAGUUUGUCGAAGAGUCCCGGCGGAGGAGGAGAUGCAGGAGCUGCAGCCAGGAGCGCUCAGUCGGUGCAUACGUGCUGCUUGCUGUGCCAUCGGGAGUUUAACGACUGGGGCUCGGGCCUUGCCAACGGGCUUCCGAGCCACGGCUCGAAGCUAGCUGACGCCGUCCCAGCGCUCUCGCAGGCCCUGCUAAGGGAGGCACCCGGGCGCAAGCUGGCAGACGCUGUGCCGUCGCUGUCACAGUCGCUGCUGGGCGAGGUGCCGCUGUGGAUCUGCCAGAGCUGUCGGAAGAGCGUGGAGGAGGAGGAGCGGAGGGCGGUGCAUGACCAAAGCAUGCCGGCACCGCUGUCCCACUCGUCUUCAUGCAAGUCGCAGAAUUGUGGGAACGGUUACCCAGAGCAAAACUCGGUGGACUGGGAUCCCAGCUCCUUCCUGUCGGCCCGGAAGCUGUCGGGACUCUGGAACUCGACACACACGAACACGGGGGCUCACUGCACCCACGGCACUGCUACUCACUCUCAGCAAGCAGGCGGAACGGCAGGACCAACCUGUCACGAUAAACGAACGUCUCACGAGUCGUCCGGGACCAAAGUGUGUCCCUACAGUCACCCGGCGUCCCCCAGUGCCACAUCCACCGCUACGCCACUCUCUACCUCCGCUGAGCUCUGCAAGACCUCGGCCAAGCACUUCAAAACCAUGUGUAGGAGACCAACUCCUCCAGGUGAAGCGUUUCAUCCGAACGAGCAGCACCAGCCGUCGGCGGAUCUGUCAGUUCCACCCAACAGCCCCACGGGUCUCUCUUCUUCCCAGAAUUCAUCUUUGCUGCCCCCAUCCGCCAAGCCCCCUUCAAAUCAGCACGCGCCGUUCACUCCGCUAGCACCAAACCUCGGCACCAAGCACUCGGGCACGCAGGACAAACCCAGCACCUGCAAAAACGCCAAACUGAGCUCCUCUAUGAUGGGCUGCAAUCAUCCGUGCAACGGGCAUAACCCCAACGGCGCCAGUGCAGCCUCCACUAACACAGCGCACCUAACAGCCAGCACGUGCAGGGACCAGGCGUGUAAAGGGCACAAGCUGGUAAACGGUUCGUCAUGCCAACAGGCAGCGUGCGAGGGGGACGAAGUGGAGGACGAAGACAGCGGUUCGGAGCGCAGUUCUUGCGCCUCCUCUUCCACGAACCAGCGCGACGGCAAAUACUGCGACUGCUGCUACUGCGAGUUCUUCGGACAUAACGCGCCCCCUGCGGCUCCCACGAGCCGGAACUACGCGGAGAUCCGAGAGAAACUCCGCUCGAGACUGACUCGUCGUAAAGAGGAGCUGCCUCAGAGGCAGGACAUGGACCCAGCUGUAACAAGCGCCAUAGAUCACCGGGACGUCGAUGAGCUUCUCCAUUUUAUCAACUCCACAGAACCCAAAAGGGUCAACAGCGCCAAGGCAGCCAAACGUGCACGCCACAAACAGAAAAAGAAGGAGAAGGAGCGUGCGCAGCAAUCAGGCUGUGAGCAGCGUUUGUCCUCCUCACCUCAGCCAGAGAUGAUGGACGAAGUAGAAGAGGAGGAGCGCGCUCCAGACGGCGAGGCCGGCCGGCUACUCGAGUGGCCUCAGCUAGAGCUGGAGCGCGUCAACAGCUUCCUGACGUCUCGCCUCGAGGAGAUUAAGAACACCAUCAAGGACUCCAUCCGCGCCUCAUUUAGCAUGUACGACCUGAACCUCGACGUCAGCGACUUCCCCAAAAAAGCCGCCUCGUUGGAAGGCCAACGACUGCUGCCUCACCUCAACGGUUCGGUGCCUGAGCCACAGCAGAUCGACCUGGACCUCGCGCCGCUCUCUUUCAAAAACUUUAAAAAGAGCGUAAAGAUUCUCCAAGGCCUGACCGGCGAGAAUAACAACAGCAGUCCUCCUCCCACCAUCACCCCCGAGACCCCGGCCCCUGCAAACAUCACAACAACUACCACCAACACCACCACCACAACCACCAUUGACACCACUCCUACACCCAACGACACGCCCAAAGACGAGACCAAGAACACCACGGGCAACGCCGCCAAGACAAAGAAGGCCAAGAAAAACCAGCGGCAGCAGCAGGAGCAGGCAUCCCACGAGCAGCAGGCGAACUCCAAACCAGCUAGAGCAACAUCUGGAAAUCAGGAUAAAAGCAACGAAGUGGAGAAAGGAGCCAGGGGAGGGUGCAGAGUACCCCAGCAGCAUGGCGAGGGCCAGAAAACGCCGAGCAAAAAGCUAGAGGAAAGCAAGCAAGCCUCGAAGCACAACGGUAACGCAGCCCCGAACGGGAACCAUCACUCGGGUUCAAACACACAAAGGGGGAAGAAUGACAACGAUGCGCGUAAUAACAGAUCCGAACAGGAAGCAGAGAGGAAAAGUAUUUCAAACAAUGUGGUCAACUUUCAGAACUCACAGCAGCAACAACAGUCCAAAGGAAAGAAUAAGAAGAACAAGAGCAAGACGGAAAAGUCCAAUAGUGCUUUUGAUGAUGUGUUUCUCCCUAAAGACCUGGAUCCGACUGAGAUGGAUGAGAUCGAUCGUGAGGUCGAAUACUUCAAGAGGUUUUGCCUCGAUUCGGCAAAACAGACGCGACAGAAGGUGGCCGUAAACUGGUCCAACUUCAGCCUGAAAAAGAUGCCGUCAAACGCAGCGCAGUAACGCAGCACGCACUCUCACACAAAAACACACACACUCUGUCUCUCUGUCUCACACAUACACACACAAACAUACGCCUGGAUGAAGGGAAACGGAAAACCCCCUCCGAAAGAACUUCCCAAUAUGACUCGACUAUGACUCUUGGUCUCUAGCCUGUAGCCACUGUACUCCUGAUUCGAUUGGCUGGAGGUCACCGUCUGUCUGUCUGUCUGUCUCCGCCCUUCUCUCUGUAUGCCACGGGACCCAUUCGACCACGCAGUCUGUACUCGUCCACCGGACACUUUUUACUGUAUCUCUUAGAGCGCGGGAUCACUCGCAGCAAACCUCAUUGCUUCAUUUUGUAGUGUGUAAAUAAUGAUUUUACAAUAAAAAAAGGUUUUAAACCCCAAACCAUG